Messenger RNA from Tachysurus vachellii, 2611 nucleotides. Its product is annotated as zinc finger protein 43-like. The coding region runs from base 169 to 1389 and encodes 406 amino acids. Gene Ontology annotation, cellular component: nucleus. The record is from RefSeq and is a predicted model, not a curated record. The transcript is spliced from 5 exons. Gene Ontology annotation, molecular function: RNA polymerase II transcription regulatory region sequence-specific DNA binding; DNA-binding transcription factor activity, RNA polymerase II-specific. Gene Ontology annotation, biological process: regulation of transcription by RNA polymerase II. Lineage: Eukaryota; Metazoa; Chordata; Actinopteri; Siluriformes; Bagridae.
AUCGGCCCAUUAUCUCGCGCCUGCAGCUAACCGGGCUACAAUAACAUCUUCGACGCACUUGCGCCCCCUUUACAUCGUUUGCAUGAGUAGUUCGUGCUGGUGUUUUCCCUCCAUUAAAAAGGUGCAGCUAUACAAGUGGUGCAUCUACAUAUAUUCCCACUCUUCAGAAUGGAUUCUGAUAUACUGAAGAUAGAGGAAAUUGUGAUGGGUGGAGGGGAGACCAUUCAUUCUGCUGAUGUGAACACUGAGGAGACCGGGAAGCCGUACACCACGGUCAUCAUCCAGGAUCCUUCUCCGCCACCCGUCAUUCAGGCUUACCAGCAUGAGAGCUUGCAGUGUUUCCAGUGUUUUAUAACCUUCUGUAACUCUAAAGCCAAGGAAAGGCAUAUGAAGAAGAGUCAUCGUGAAGAAUACAAACAGCAGCUGCAGCAGUGUGACACACUCUUCACUUGUUAUAUGUGUGAUCGCACAUUUCCAUCUUCUGAGGAGCUAACACGGCAUCAGUCUACUCACAACAAGGAAGACAAGCCCUUCAAGUGUGCCCAUUGCAGAGAGAGCUUCCGUACCUUCUCAGAGUUGACCACACACCGGAGGCAGGUGUGUCCGGAAAGGCAGUUUGUAUGUAAAGGAUGUAACGAGACGUUCCGGAGAUCAACACUUCUCCGUGCCCACCGUCUGGCCCAGCACCCUGCUCGCCCCGAUGGAGAUGACUCUGAUAAUCCCAGCAAAACCCACCGCUGUGGUAAGUGUGGCAGGGGAUUUGAAGAAGAAUCUGAGCUGCUGCAUCAUCAAGAGAACCAUGCUGCAAGCGAGCACUGCAAUGGCAGCGGCCCUGUCAAGAGGCGUGGCCGGCCUCCUAAAGCUGAAACAAGCUCAGCAACUGUAGAGAAGAAACAAAAACUGAGCGAAAAUGAAACGGCAGAGAAGUCAGAAGACACGCCUCCGGCAGCAGCAGCAGAGGCUGCAGUGGAAGCAGCGGCUGAGGCAAAACCCAAAACAGGGGGAAGGCGAGGACGGCCACCAAAAUCUGCAUCGCAGGAACCCAAAGCUGAAGAUAACAAAUCCAACAGAAAGAAAACAAAGGCGGUUUCUCCGACAGCUCGCCAGAUCCCGUGCCCAGAGUGUGACCUCGUUUUCUCUGCACCAGCUCAGCUCCGAGCUCACAAGAAAGAGAAGCACACACAGCGCAAGGCACAUCCAUGCCAAGAAUGCGAGGAGAGCUUUAACCGUGCCGAGCAGCUGGAGGCCCACAUGGCUCGUGCACACAAGGCUGGCCGUUACUCCUGCUCAACAUGUGGCAAAAGCUUUGGCCGAGAGAGCAAUCUUAAAGCCCACCAGCAGAGCCAUGGGCAGGAGGAUGAGAAGUCUGCUGUGUGCGGCAAGAGAUAAGCUGAGCAUGAGAGAGGAAUGAGGCUUUGACAACAAGGGGUUAGGGUUUUAAGCAGGUUUAAAGCGGACUGUAGUGGGAGAAGACAAGAAAAACAUGUUUUUGGUUUGUAGGUUGGAGACAGGCUCCUGAAACUGUUCAGUUUUAUGUGGAAACUGGAAACCCACAAGUCCCGUAUGACUUCCUCAUUUCAUUUUCAAAUGUUUUUAUAGCUGUGGCAUAGUAUAAGGUUUGGGCCACAUUUUAAAAUGUAUAGCAUCGACCCCAUGUCUCACUUAUGCCAGGAUUGUAGGGGCAUCAACCUGAUGAUUAAAACAAAAAAUGUCCACUCGUAGUGAAAGGCUUUGCAUUUGGCUUUUAUUCAAAUAUUUUAAUGUGAUUUUUUUUUUUUUUUUUUUUUUUUAUAAACAUGAGUGAAUUGUUUUUACAUUAUUUUUUUUAGUAGUUUGGGAAGAAAGGUAUCUUUAAAUGAAAUUAGUUUGUUCUGAUGGUGAGCAUCAACUAGAGAAUUAGCAGAUUAUUUAAUUUCCUGUUGCACCACAAGGUUACUUUUAAAUUUGUUACCUGUGACUAAAAAUUCUGAAUUGUAAUAAAAGAUGAUUACCCAUGUUAUCCAAGUUUUUUAAAAAAAAAGAGAAAUUUCUAAUUGUAUUUGUCUAAUCUGUGGUUCCUAAUCACGACACAGCAAAACAAAAUGUACAGAACCCGUUGCUCUGUAGAAGUGAAUUCCGUCUCUUUUCAGCUACUUGUUUUGAGAAGAUUUGUAUCGGCUAACUUUUUAACGGUGCACAUGUUCUCUGUAUGUCAUUAAAACUUUAACCAGCAAUUAUAUUACUGUGAUUACUUGAUGAGGAUUGUUCAAUGUGAACUUUUUAUACCUCUCUUUUUAUCAUAGUAAUGCAGAUACAUGUUCACACUCUUAAAUACAGCAGUACGGUUGGUUCACAGCUGCAAUAUUGUUCUAAGUUGAAUUAUGAAGUAUGUGUGUUAAGAAGCAAGUACAAAUUCAUCUGUCCUCUCAAGAUGAAUGAGUACAUGCACAGUGGCUCAAAUGUUUUGAUUUAUUAUUGUUAUUUUUUAAAACUAUAGUAAUGCAUAAACUUUGACCACUGUAGCCCUCUGGGAGGGUAAAAAUGUAUCCUGCUGUGUCUUCAGUGUAAUUUUCCCCAUGUUGUCGUAACGGUUUCAAAUUAAAGAACGCUAUCUUAAGGAGCUGCUAUGGAA